CAAUUCAGACGGUACUUUAACUGGAGCGGUACGUUUCGCGGUUCGUUAUUUGCGUACUCGUUGAGAGAAGCGGGAUUCGGAAAGAAUCGAUAAAAUGACUACCCUAGAGGAACUCAAUUAUUGCUACGAUUUCGUCUUGAAUCUUACCAUAGAAUCUGGAAAGGUGAUCCGUGAUGCCUUUCAAGGAUCUAAAAAGAUUGAAACGAAAGCUGGUGAUUGGGAUCUGGUGACGCAGUACGACAAAAAAAUCGAAGCGAUUUUAAUCGACAAUCUGGCAAGAAGAUUUCCAACGCAUAAAUUUAUCGGCGAAGAAACAGUGUCACAUUCCAAUUUUUUGCCGGAGCUUACGAACGUGCCCACGUGGCUCAUCGAUCCGAUUGACGGAACAACGAACUUCGUACAUUCUUUUCCACACACCUGCAUAUCAAUCGCAUUAGCGGUGAAUAAGGAACUGGAGAUUGGAAUAGUCUAUAAUCCCAUUUUAGAGCAAUUGUUCACUGCCAGACGAGGCCACGGAGCGUUUCUCAAUGGAAAACCGAUCAAGAGCUCGAACGUGGAAGAACUCGAACAUUCUUUGCUAUGUUUGGAGGCUUCGUACGCGACUAUCGAGGACAUUCGCGAUAUUAUCCUGGGAAGAUUGGAAGCUUUCGUCUCGAUAGCACAUGGAAUAAGAACCAUGGGUUCGGCAGCGUUAACAUUGUGUCACGUAGCUAUGGGAGCUGUCGAGGGUUAUCACUCUGACAAUCUGAUGCCAUGGGACGUAGCUGCGGGUGUUCUUAUCAUUAGGGAGGCUGGCGGUAUGGUGAUCGAUACAAAUGGUGGAGAGUUCAACGUUAUGUCACCGAAACUUAUAGCUGUUGGUAAUUGUAGGCUAGCGAAAGAACUCGUAAAAUUGAUAAAACACGCAGACAUCAAAACCCACCAAAGAAGUCUUUUGUUGCAGACAAUGAAAUAAAUGUUAUUACAUUUAUUAAAAAUAAAACUUGAAUAACGAUAUUGUUCACACGAGAAUGUUUAAUUAUUUGAAAUUAUUUAAACAUAUAUUUGAAUUGUUACAUAAAAUAUAUUAUAACAGUGAAAUAUGUGUGUUUGUAGGUGCGUGUGUGUAGUAAUUAUA
Molecule: messenger RNA, 1117 nt
Organism: Camponotus floridanus (Florida carpenter ant)
Lineage: Eukaryota; Metazoa; Arthropoda; Insecta; Hymenoptera; Formicidae
Product: inositol monophosphatase 2
Exons: 5
Coding region: 95-955 (286 amino acids)
Biological process (GO): signal transduction; inositol metabolic process; phosphatidylinositol phosphate biosynthetic process
Molecular function (GO): inositol monophosphate 1-phosphatase activity
Source: RefSeq, a predicted model, not a curated record